UUUUUGCACUUAUGUCGCUAGUGUUUUGUAGCAGUUUUACCGAGUAAUUUAUAUACUCUCUCGAUAAACUGACAGAAAGCGAGAAACGACCUUCAGUUACAUUGGAAUGCGAUCUGACUUUCUAGUGACUGGCUCAUAAAACUCCAGUCAUCUGCCACGCCCCUUUCUUGUGCUGACUGAUGAAGUUUUGAGGAAAACUUACAGACUAAAAGAUGGCAGCGUCAAGUAAGGGCAGUAUGUUGCAUCUGCUUUGCAAGUAUUAUUUCUCCCUAACUAAAUGUAGAAGAGGAGUUACUGCUUUACAUACAAGCUUUUCACACACAAGAAAUACUCACAGCAACGUCUCUGGCACAAAUGUAAAUUUUUUAAUGUUUGAAGCCAGUUCUCCCUAUGGUCUGAGAUCCUACAAAGAACUUUAUGAACUUUCAAUACAAGACCCAGAAACGUUCUGGGGGGCUCUUGCAAAAGAAAGGUUGUUGUGGAGCAAACCGUUCGAUCAGGUAAAAGACUGUGACUUCAGACAAGGCAAGAUAAACUGGUUUUGUGGCGGGCAGCUAAACGUGUCCGUGAACUGCUUGGAUCAACACGCCCACAAGACACCUGACAGGAUUGCUUUGAUCUGGGAGAAAGACGAGCCUGGCACUGAGGUCAAGAUAACAUACAGGGAGCUUUUAGAAACGACCUGCCGGCUUGCUAACACUUUGAGAAGACAUGGCGUGCAGAAAGGGGAACGAAUUGCCAUCUACAUGCCUGUCUCCCCCCUGGCAGUAGCUGCUAUGCUGGCCUGUGCCAGGAUCGGUGCAGUGCACACAGUGGUCUUCGCUGGCUUCAGUGCUGAAGCUCUAGCUGGGAGAAUUCAGGAUGCCCAGUGCAGGGCUGUUAUCACUAGUAACCAAGGAUUGAGAGGCGGGAGGGUGAUAGAACUGAAGAAGACCGUUGACGAAGCCGUGAAGACGUGCCCCACAGUGAAACAUGUGUUUGUGGCCAACAGAACAGAAAACAAAGUGCCCAUGAGUGAAAUCGAUAUCCAGCUUGAGGAAGAAAUGGCGAAGGAGUCUCCCGUGUGUGACCCUGAGGUCCUGAGGAGCGAGGACAUGCUGUUCAUGUUGUACACUUCAGGAAGCACCGGGAAACCCAAGGGAAUCGUCCACACUCAGGCAGGGUACCUGCUGUAUGCUGCACUCACACACCAGUACGUCUUUGACUACCGGCCAGGGGACGUCUUUGGCUGUGUGGCAGACAUUGGCUGGGUCACGGGCCACAGCUACGUGGUGUACGGCCCUCUUUGCAAUGGUGCCACCACUGUCCUCUUCGAGAGCACUCCUGUUUAUCCAGACCCUGGUCGAUACUGGGAGAUGGUGCAGCGCUUGAGAAUUAAUCAGUUUUAUGGUGCCCCCACUGCUAUCCGGCUCCUGCUGAAGUAUGGGGAGAGCUGGGUGAAGAAGUAUGACCGGUCCUCCCUGAAAACAUUGGGGUCUGUGGGUGAACCAAUCAAUAACGAAGCUUGGGAGUGGUUCUAUAAUGUAGUUGGAGAUGGGCAGUGCACUCUGGUGGAUACCUGGUGGCAGACGGAGACUGGAGGAAUCUGCAUCAGCCCGAGACCAUCCGAGCAAGGAGCAGAGAUUGUCCCUGCCAUGGCAAUGAGGCCUUUCUUUGGGAUCCAGCCUGUGUUGAUGGAUGAAAAGGGUAACCGAGUAGAAGGGAAUAAUGUCUCUGGAGCCCUGUGCAUUGGUCAGCCGUGGCCUGGCAUGGCAAGAACUAUUCACGGAGAUCACCAGAGAUUCGUGGACUCUUAUUUGAAAGAUUAUCCAGGGCACUAUUUUACUGGCGAUGGUGCUCACAGAUCUAAGAAAGGGUAUUACCAGAUUACGGGCCGGAUGGAUGAUGUCAUCAAUAUCAGUGGUCAUCGACUAGGUACAGCAGAGAUUGAGGAUGCCAUGGAUGAGCAUCCUGAUGUUCCAGAAACAGCAGUGAUUGGCUUUCCUCAUGAUAUUAAAGGUGAAGCUGCAUUUGCUUUUGUGGUAUUAAAAGAUAACAUUUCCCUUACUGAGUCGGCAGUUGUUGAUGAGCUUAAGGCUAUUGUGGCUUCCAAAAUAGCCAAAUACGCUGUGCCUGAUCAUGUUUUGAUAGUGAAACGACUUCCAAAAACACGAUCUGGAAAAAUCAUGAGAAGGGUGCUGAAGAAGAUAGCAACCAACCAAACCAGUGAGCUGGGAGACAUAACAACCUUGGAUGAUCCCAGUGUGAUCACAGAGAUAGUGGAGGCAUAUAAGAAGUACAAAGGCCAGUCAUAGAAGGUGUCAUCAUAGCAAAACAUUAGCUCUGUAUUGAAGCCCUUUUCAUAUUGAGAACAGUAAAGUUGGGGCCUAAUUUGAGUAAUGGCAUGUUUUUGGUAGAGAAAUGGUUCUAAAAUAAUUACUGUCUUGUACUUGCUUGUCCAAGUAUUGGCUGGCAGCACUGACCAAAUGUAGCAACUUUAAGGGCAAAUACAACAACCCAACAAAUAUAUAUAUAGUGAAAGAUUUUGCUAAUUUUAAGGUUCGGAUCCCCUUAAAAUCAGACCCAGACAUAAGAAUUUGUAAAUAGCUUUUUUAAAUAGGACUUUCAUGCCAUUUUAUUAAUUACAGAAAUAAAAGACAAAUUGAAAAAACAAAAACAAAACCUAACUCCGUUUUGGAGCGCUAACUAAACUUUUUGGGAAAAUCCCUAAUUAUAAACCGGACGGCUACACCGUUUACCGGUAAAACAAAAUGGUUUCUAAACACACACAAACCAGAAGGCUCACACGGUACCUUUAAGUUAAACCACCCAGGUUUCUGAGAGAGAGAGAGAGAUAGAGACAGAGAGAGGCUAACUUAACUAUUACGAAUCCUACUUAUAACAAACACACGUUUUUAAUGAUCCCAACUGCAAGAACUGAUUUUUUCAAUGAAAAUUAUCCCUAUUAGAACAGUCACCUACAGGAUUGACCCGGUUACAACGAUCCCAGUACUGACUGACGCUGAACUUUCUCCAGUGUCAAGUGUGUUGUUGUUUCAGUGAAAACAAAGACCAUGGUUGUCUAAUUCAAAGAUGGCCUAUCGUAGUACAAAUCAUGCAUGACGAAUGAAAUCGUUGCCUGUCUGUCAUCCUCGCACAAACUGCAACCAGUCAACGCACGUGAGGAGCAAUCUACGCUGGAUAGUUUUUUCAAGAGAAAGGAAAUGUAAUGGCUGUAUUCAGCAUGUAAGUGUACAUUCUUUACUUUUUCAUUUCUUUACUGUUUUGUACCACAGGGGGGAAUUAGUGUUGGUCUAACACAGUGCUCACCCGUUAUAACGCGCCUCGUUAUAGUGUUGAAUUGGUUAUAACAUGGUAGGGUCGUAGCUCCCAUUUGCUCCAUAAUGCCAUUACUUUAGCCCAUUUAUACUCGUUAUAAGACGGAACACAAAUAGCACGGUCUCCCUAUGGCUCCCCAUUAUAAAGGGUGAGCAUUGUGUGUGUGUGUGUGUG
Messenger RNA from Polyodon spathula (Mississippi paddlefish), 3492 nucleotides. RefSeq names its product acetyl-coenzyme A synthetase 2-like, mitochondrial. Gene Ontology annotation, cellular component: mitochondrion. The transcript has 14 exons. The coding region runs from base 213 to 2294 and encodes 693 amino acids. NCBI's taxonomy places the organism in Eukaryota, Metazoa, Chordata, Actinopteri, Acipenseriformes, Polyodontidae. The record is from RefSeq and is a predicted model, not a curated record. Gene Ontology annotation, molecular function: AMP binding; acetyl-CoA synthetase activity.